Messenger RNA from Ramularia collo-cygni, 717 nucleotides. Its product is annotated as related to Orotate phosphoribosyltransferase. NCBI's taxonomy places the organism in Eukaryota, Fungi, Ascomycota, Dothideomycetes, Mycosphaerellales, Mycosphaerellaceae. The record is from RefSeq and is a predicted model, not a curated record. The transcript has a single exon. Bases 1 to 717 code for a protein of 238 amino acids. Gene Ontology annotation, biological process: pyrimidine ribonucleoside biosynthetic process; pyrimidine nucleotide biosynthetic process; 'de novo' pyrimidine nucleobase biosynthetic process. Gene Ontology annotation, cellular component: cytoplasm. Gene Ontology annotation, molecular function: orotate phosphoribosyltransferase activity.
AUGUCCCUCCCCGACUGGAAAACAGACCUCAUCUCCCUAACCCUAACCUCCUCAAUCCUAACCUUCGGAACCUUCACCCUCAAAUCCAAGCGCCAAAGCCCCUACUUCGUAAACUGCGGCCUCUUCUCCAAAGCCCGCUCCAUCCGCGCAAUUYCCUCCGCCUACGCCCGCACUUUACACGACUACUCUCUAACAAACCCCUCCUUUGAAUUCGACGUCCUAUUCGGUCCCGCCUACAAAGGAAUCCCCCUCUGCGCCACAACAGCCGAGAAGCUCGCGGGAAUCGACGAGCAGAAAUGGGGCGAGGUCGGGUAUUCGUAUAAUCGAAAGGAAGUCAAGGAUCAUGGGGAAGGAGGACUCAUGGUGGGAGAAAGUAUGAAAGGGAAAAAAGUCGUCAUCAUUGAUGAUGUUAUCACCGCUGGUACGGCGAUUCGGGAAGCGAUUGAUAUUAUUGCUGCGCAAGGGGGGGAAUUGGUGGGGAUUAUUGUUGCGAUUGAUAGGCAGGAGAAAUUGCCUUCGCAAGCGGAGAAAGAGGGGAAAGGGGAUGAUGGUUUGCCUAGAGGAAGUGCUAUUGGGGAGGUUGUGAGGGAGACUGGGGUCCCUGUGCUGGCGGUGCUGACUUUGGGGGAUAUGAUUGAGGGGAUGAAGAAGUUGGGACGGACGGAGGAGGUUAAGAGGAUGGAGGAGUAUAGGAAGCAGUAUGGUGCUUCGGAUUGA